This is a messenger RNA of Exophiala mesophila, 2507 nucleotides long. RefSeq lists its product as uncharacterized. The record is from RefSeq and is a predicted model, not a curated record. Lineage: Eukaryota; Fungi; Ascomycota; Eurotiomycetes; Chaetothyriales; Herpotrichiellaceae. The transcript is spliced from 2 exons. Gene Ontology annotation, molecular function: carboxypeptidase activity. The coding region runs from base 76 to 2370 and encodes 764 amino acids.
GCAGUCAACAGUCAACGCACGUCUUUGUGACUUGUCUGUUUACUCUAUUUGGAUCAGCCCGACAAUGACCCAGCUAUGGACGAGCGAACACCCUUGAUUCAAACCGUCACGGUUCGCAGAAGAGCUCCACGAUACUCUCGUUCCACUCUCCGACGCUUCUGCUCAAUCGCACUUGGCAGUACUUUGAUUCUCAUCGCUGUCCUCUUCCUCCUUCCGCUUGCCAUUCUACCCCGUGGAAACGAUAGCUUCUCCUCCUAUCUUCCCUGGGCCGCCCCUUUCCCCAAGUCAUGGCCUCAUACCGCCGGCAUCUCUUAUCAUGACCUCGAACAAAUCUUGUUGCAAACACCAAAUCCAGACAGAGCCCGGUCCUGGAGCCAAUACUAUACAGCAGGACCUCACCUGGCCGGCAAGAACCUAUCUCAGGCCAUAUGGACUCGUGACCGUUGGCAAGAGUUUGGUCUAGAGGCCGAUAUCGUCGCAUACGAUGUCUACAUCAACUAUCCUCUUUCACAUCGUCUGGCCCUGUUGAAGCACGGCAAGGUCCAGUACGAAGCCUCGCUCGAAGAGGACAUCCUCCCGGACGAUCCUACCACCUCACUCACCGAUCGCAUACCCACAUUCCACGGUUACUCUGCCUCUGGCAAUGUCACUGCCCCCUACGUCUACGUCAAUUUCGGCACGUACCAAGAUUUUGAGGAUUUGCAGGCCGCAAACAUCACAUUGAAAGGCAAGAUUGCACUUGCCAAAUAUGGCGGCAUCUUCCGUGGUCUCAAAGUCAAGCGGGCUCAAGAGCUGGGCAUGGUUGGAGUCGUCAUCUAUUCCGAUCCACAGGAAGAUGGCGACGUGACCGAAAAGAACGGCCACAAGCCUUAUCCCCAGGGCCCAGCAAGAAACCCAAGCAGUGUCCAACGAGGCAGUACGCAAUAUAUCAGUACUCUUCCUGGGGAUCCCACCACCCCCGGAUACCCCUCUAAACCAGGUGUGCCUCGCGUGGACCCUCAUGGCUCCACGCCAAAGAUCCCGUCCCUCCCCAUCUCAUAUGCCGAUGCGCUUCCACUGCUAAAAGCUUUGAAUGGUCAUGGUCCAAAUGCGAGCUCCUUCAAUAGCCAUUGGCAUGGAGGGGGCCUCGAUUAUAAAGGCGUCGAUUAUAGCAUAGGUCCGACUCCAGAGUCUCUGACUCUGAAUUUGGUCAACGAGCAGGAGUAUGUCACUACCCCUCUGUGGAAUGUCAUUGGCGUCAUCAAUGGCACAAUUUCAGACGAAGUCGUUGUCCUGGGCAAUCACCGUGACGCCUGGAUCGCAGGCGGCGCAGGCGAUCCCAACUCAGGUUCGGCUGCCCUCAACGAAGUCAUUCGAUCCUUUGGUGAAGCUCUCAAAGCCGGUUGGAAACCUCUCCGAACAAUUGUUUUCGCUAGCUGGGAUGGUGAAGAGUAUGGCUUGGUCGGUUCCACCGAAUGGGUCGAGGAGUUCCUACCGUGGCUGUCGUGCAGUGCCGUUGCCUAUCUCAAUGUCGACGUGGCCGCUCGCGGUACUCAUUUCAGUGCCGCAGCGUCUCCACUCCUCAAUCAAGCAAUCUUCAACGCCACAGGCUCUGUCAUUUCACCAAACCAGACCGCCAAAGAUCAGACCGUACGAGACACUUGGGAUGGUCACAUUCGUACCAUUGGGUCUGGCAGUGACUUUACUGCCUUUCAGGACUUUGCCGGCAUUCCUACUCUUGACAUUGGCUUUGGGAGUGGUCCUGGCGAUGCAGUCUACCAUUAUCAUUCCAAUUAUGACAGCUUUCACUGGAUGGACAAGUACGGGGACAAAGGCUGGCACUAUCAUGUGGCAAUUACAAAGGUUUGGGCAUUGUUGGCCGCCAAACUCGUCGAAACACCUAUACUAGCCUUAGGUGCCGAGGACUAUGCCAAAGGCCUGAAAGGCUACUUACAAAGUGUCAAAGGCAAUACUGAGCUGUUUGAGCAUGGUCGCAAUCAUGACUUUAGUUUCCGUCGCCUGGAGAAGGCAACAUCCCGUCUUGAAAAAGUCGCUGCCGGGUUCGACAGCUACACGGCCGAACUUGCCGAUCGUAUAGAACAAGAUGUUCCGUGGUGGAAAUGGUGGAAGAAGGUUCGAUUAUAUUACGAGGUGCGCAGGGCAAACCAAAAAUACAAGAAGCUAGAGCGACAAUUCUUGUAUCCGCAGGGUCUCGAUCAAAGGUCAUGGUUCAAGCACGUGGUUUUCGCGCCGGGGCGGUGGACUGGCUAUGCUGGUGCCACAUAUCCUGGCCUCGUGGAGAGUUUGGAAGAUAAGAACGCGACCAAUGCCCAGCGGUGGGCUGAAAUUAUUGAACAAAGGCUAGAAGCAGCGAUCAAACUGCUUGCGUGAUGCUAAUAGGGUUUGGCUUUUUCGAGCGCCACAAUAUCUGUAUUUGCUUGCGGAUAAUAACAACAUGUUGAAUACAGACCUGACCGUGAAGUUGAGAAGCAAAACAAUCUUGAGUAUUGAAGCGUAUACCAAAAAUG